UUCCAGACAGAAGAAAAACAGCCACCGCGCAGCAGACAGCACUAAUGUCCCAUAAAAUGGAGAGCGUUACCAAUGUCAUGGAGUAUGAGAUCCUAGCAAAGGAGAGGCUACCCAAAAUGAUAUAUGAUUAUUAUGCCUCUGGUGCAGAGGACCAGUGGACACUCCAAGAGAAUCGAAAUGCUUUUUCUAGGAUUUUGUUUAGGCCCCGUAUUCUUGUAGAUGUUAGCAACAUUGAUACAACCACAAGUGUCUUGGGAUUUAAGAUUUCAAUGCCCAUCAUGGUUGCACCGACUGCAAUGCAGAAAAUGGCUCAUCCCGAAGGAGAAUAUGCAACAGCGCGAGCAACAUCAGCUGCUGGUACCAUCAUGACAUUAUCCUCAUGGGGUACUUCCAGUGUAGAAGAGGUUGCUUCAACAGGACCAGGCAUUCGCUUUUUCCAGCUCUAUCUGUAUAAAGACAGGAAUGUUGUUAUGCAACUUGUGAAAAGAGCGGAAAGGGCUGGUUUUAAGGCAAUUGCCCUUACUGUGGAUACACCUAGACUUGGCCGUAGGGAAGCUGAUAUAAAGAACAGGUUUGUUUUGCCACCUAACCUGUCACUGAAGAACUUUGAAGGACUGGAUCUUGGAAAGAUAGAUAAGACUGAUGACUCUGGACUUGCUUCUUAUGUUGCCGGGCAAGUUGACCGGUCUCUUAGCUGGAAGGAUGUGAAAUGGCUUCAGACAAUAACACACUUGCCAAUCUUACUGAAGGGUGUAUUAACUACAGAAGAUGCAAGGCUAGCUGUAGAAUCUGGAGCAGCUGGAAUUAUUGUGUCUAACCAUGGGGCUCGACAACUUGAUUAUGCUCCUGCUACAGUUAUGGCCUUGGAAGAGGUCGUCAAAGCAGUUCAAGGAAGACUUCCUGUGUUCCUUGACGGUGGAAUUCGCCGUGGGACAGAUGUCUUUAAAGCACUGGCUCUGGGAGCAUCUGGUGUAUUUAUUGGAAGACCAGUUGUGUUUUCAUUGGCUGUCGAUGGGGAGGCAGGCGUUAGGAAAGUACUUCAGAUGCUCCAUGAUGAGUUUGAACUGACAAUGGCCUUAAGUGGUUGUCGCUCAAUCAAGGAAAUUAGUCGUAGCCAUAUCACAACUCCUUGGGAUCCCCCUCGCGUCACACCCCGGUUAUAAGCUGAUUUCUCAACUUCAUGCAAAUGAUGAUACAUACUUAUUCAUUAAUAAAGGUUCCCCCUAUGAGAAUAAUGACCAUUAGUUCAUCGUC
Solanum verrucosum is the source of this 1254-nucleotide messenger RNA. Its product is annotated as glycolate oxidase 1. Gene Ontology annotation, molecular function: FMN binding; oxidoreductase activity. Bases 45 to 1163 code for a protein of 372 amino acids. The transcript has 13 exons. NCBI's taxonomy places the organism in Eukaryota, Viridiplantae, Streptophyta, Magnoliopsida, Solanales, Solanaceae. The record is from RefSeq and is a predicted model, not a curated record.